Molecule: messenger RNA, 1349 nt
Organism: Pistacia vera
Lineage: Eukaryota; Viridiplantae; Streptophyta; Magnoliopsida; Sapindales; Anacardiaceae
Product: cysteine protease RD19A-like
Exons: 4
Coding region: 57-1184 (375 amino acids)
Cellular component (GO): lysosome
Molecular function (GO): cysteine-type endopeptidase activity
Source: RefSeq, a predicted model, not a curated record
CUAUCUGCUCUGUGCGGACUUCAGUAUUCGCAGUUUCGCUUGCUCGCUCCUUCCAAAUGGAACGGAUUUUCCUAUAUUCUCUCCUCCUUCUUCUCUCAAUAUUAUCCUCUUCACUCGCAUCCACCGUAUCAUCUAAUGAUGGUUUUGACGACGAAGAACCUUUGAUCAGGCAAGUCGUUUCAUCAGACGACGACGAUGACGAUCAUCUGCUCAACGCGGAACAUCAUUUCUCCCUCUUCAAAUCGAAAUUCGCCAAAACGUAUGCUACCCAAGAGGAGCACGACUACCGAUUCGGUGUUUUCAAGGCUAACUUGCGCCGAGCCAAGCGUCACCAGAUUCUGGACCCCUCAGCUGUCCACGGUGUCACCAAGUUCUCUGAUUUAACGCCGUCUGAAUUUCGUCGUCAGUUUCUCGGUUUGAACAGGCGGCUUCGGCUCCCAGCAGACGCUGAAAAGGCUCCUUUACUACCCACCAACGAUCUUCCCACUGACUUCGAUUGGCGUGACCAUGGGGCCGUUACUGGCGUUAAAGACCAGGGCGCAUGUGGAUCAUGCUGGUCCUUUAGUGCGACGGGGGCUUUGGAAGGAGCUCAUUAUUUAACGACUGGCGAGCUUGUGAGCUUAAGUGAGCAGCAGCUCGUGGAUUGUGAUCACGAUUGUGAUCCAGAAGAAUAUGGUGCUUGUGACUCUGGGUGUAAUGGUGGGCUUAUGACCACUGCCUUUGAGUACACACUCAAGGCUGGAGGACUUGAGCGAGAGGAAGACUAUCCUUACACCGGGACAGACGGUGGAUCCUGCAAAUUUGACAAAAGCAAAAUUGCUGCUACUGUAUCUAACUUCAGCGUUAUUUCCCUUGAUGAAGAUCAAAUUGCUGCUAAUCUAGUGAAGAAUGGCCCUCUUGCAGUGGGGAUCAAUGCAGUUUACAUGCAAACAUAUAUUGGAGGAGUUUCUUGCCCAUACAUUUGCGGGAAGCACUUGGAUCACGGAGUGCUUCUAGUGGGAUAUGGAUCUGCUGGUUAUGCGCCUAUCAGGUUUAAGGAGAAGCCUUUCUGGAUCAUAAAGAAUUCUUGGGGAGAGAAUUGGGGAGAGAAUGGAUACUACAAGAUAUGCAGGGGUCGCAACGUAUGUGGAGUGGACUCCAUGGUCUCAACUGUAGCCGCAGCUAUCCACACAACCUCGCACUAGAUUGUUGAAUUCCCAGAUUAAUAUUUUGGAGGUCGUGCUUAUCAAGUGGAGUGCUUGUAAAUUCAAGUUAUAAUAUAUAUAUAUGUAUCAUAAUAUAGAGAUCAUCCUUCUAUAUAUUUAUCUGAUAUUGUGAACACACUCAGCUGAGGCAGGAACUAUUCAUGC